UCGGCGCUCUCUCGUCAAUCGCCCCGCCCCGCCCCGCCCCGCUCCUCGCCGCCGUCCCCCGUCCUCCACGCCGCUCGCUCUCCGUCUCUCUCUCAUCCUCCACAUCCUCUACAUCUGCUUCUGUUGCUCGUGGCUUUCGCUCCAUCUCCAGUGACUACCUCAAAUCUCUCUCUCUCUCCUCUCUCGCACACGCACCACCCCCACUCCGACUCCAACAAAGCUCUCUUCACACACUCCUCCAUCCUCCAAUCUCCCUCCCCUCCCUCCCCUCCCCCCCUCCGCCAUCUCCGCCAUGCAGGCCGGUCUUCCUGGUCUCCGUCGGCGCAAGUCUGUCCCUCAGGCAGACCGCCGCCAUGUCCUCUACCCUCGUCAGAGCCAAUCCCCCGGCGCCGAAACAACACCUGCUCCGCCGGCUUCCACACCGGCACCAGAGCCGUCAACCCCAGUCGAACCCCCUCCUGCCUCGUCAUCACCACCACCCUCGACACCGACGCCUACCCCUGAUCCCCCGUCCACGCCUGCCCCAUCAUCCGAUCCUCCUCCAGCCUCCUCGCCGUCUCCCAACCCCCCCACCACCACUGCACAGCCGCCCGUAACGACCGAGGCUCCUCCUCCCACAACUGAGCAGCCCCCCACCUCUCAGGCUCCACCAUCUCCCGGGCCCUCCUCCAAUAACCCGCCGACCACCCCGGAGCCUGGCACCUCGGCCAACCCCAACCCAAACCCCAACCCCAACCCGGGCACUAGCAAUGGUGGCGGCAACCCCGGCACCACCGUUCAGACAACUGUGCAGGUCACGGUUGACCCACCGGCUACCCCGACUCAGCAACCAGGCGCGGGCCAGUCGAACCCAUCUGCCCCUCAGCAGUUGACGUCCACUGUCAUUGUCCCAGCACCAGAGCAGAGCCUCCCGCCGACUUCGACGCGUGUUACUUGGGUCUCGGAUACCAAUGUCCCAGGCUUGUUGACCGGUGCACCUGAAACGACCGCUGAGUCGGCCGUGCGGAUCACCACGACCGACUCGAAGGGAAACGUGAUCACUACGAUCCCCUCGUCAUUUACGUCGACUGGUCUUACGACGUCGGGCGGUAACGUGUUCACUGUCACGCGGGUUGUGCACAACCCAUCUGGCGCCCUGGACUCGGGUUCAUCUUCAGGCGGCUCGUCGUCAUUCUUCAACAACAAGGGCGCCGUCGCCGGCGUUUUUGUUGUUGUCGGUCUCGCGGUUGUUGCCAUUCUCGCCGCCCUCGGCUUCAUCUUCUUCCGGAAACGCCGCCGCCAGCGUCUCGAUCGCGAGGUCACUGCCGCGGCUGUCGCUGCUUCGGCUGCUGCCGCCCGCUCCCCGCUGGACGAGGAGGGCGACAUUGCAUCCUCGCACCCGACGUCCGAGUCGUACCCGUCGACCAUGUCUGCACCAAUGCAGCAGUACAACAACUACGCUACAACGUAUGGCAACGGUGGCGGCUACGACCCAUUCGCCCUCCAGAGCGACGGCGGUGCUCACGCUACGGGCGUCGCUGCCGCUGCCGGUGCUGGCGCUGGCGCGUACGGCGCGUAUGGGACCGACUUCUCGGAUCCCCGCUACCACGACGCACCCGCUGGCCGUUACCACGACGAUGGCCCGUUCCAUGACGCGCACGAGUACGUUAGCGAUGGCCAGCACCGUGGUUACGAUGGUAUGGAGCAGGGUGGCCAGGGCUACUAUUACGACCCGUACUACGAUGACGACCCGAAUCAGCAGCGCCACAGUCGCCAGGGCUACCCGCAGCACUCGUACAACGACGAAGCGUACGGCACGUACUCUGGCGGAGAGGAGAGCGUCGGUACUCCAACACACGAGCGUACCAACCCCCUACACAUCACGAAUCCCAGCCACCCUCCGACGAGGCAGUGAGCGAGCUGCGCUAUUGUCACGGCGCAAUUCAGACACCAAUACGCACGCACGGACGAUUGAUCAAAAACCCCCAUCACACGCGGCCUCGAGCCCGACUGUAUCUCACUCCCUUGCCUGUGGACGCGGUUCACCCGGCCACGGCACACCCUCAGUCCAGGAUUUCACAUGCGCCGGACGCUCCUGUCUCGCUCUCGGUAUUGCCGCGCUCGUCGACACACAGCAAUAGACACACUCAUUCAUUCACUCAUUUGUAGCUCGUUGGCAUGCAAUUGCGAUAGCGAUUGGAUAG
Molecule: messenger RNA, 2183 nt
Organism: Cutaneotrichosporon oleaginosum
Lineage: Eukaryota; Fungi; Basidiomycota; Tremellomycetes; Trichosporonales; Trichosporonaceae
Source: RefSeq, a predicted model, not a curated record